This is a messenger RNA of Strongyloides ratti, 213 nucleotides long. RefSeq lists its product as hypothetical. The transcript has a single exon. The coding region runs from base 1 to 213 and encodes 70 amino acids. NCBI's taxonomy places the organism in Eukaryota, Metazoa, Nematoda, Chromadorea, Rhabditida, Strongyloididae. The record is from RefSeq and is a predicted model, not a curated record.
AUGAGUAAUCAUAAUAUUUUUACAAAAAUAAGAAAUAAUUUAGUGGUUAUUGGUUUUUUAGCUACUAUGGGAAUUACUGGUUAUGGAUCGAUUAAACUUGGUUUAUAUGUUAAACGUAUCAUGUCAUCACAUGAAAAAAAUCUUAGCGUAGAAAUGGAAGAUUAUUUAUACAACAAAGAAUUGGAAGAAAAAAGGAAAGCAACAAAUACUUAA